Messenger RNA from Staurois parvus, 322 nucleotides. The record is from the annotation of a GenBank genome assembly. NCBI's taxonomy places the organism in Eukaryota, Metazoa, Chordata, Amphibia, Anura, Ranidae.
CACUGACUGACACUGAUUGGCGGCACUGACUGGCACUGAUAGGUAACACUAAAAGGCAGCUUAGAUGGGCACUGAUAUGUGGCAUUGAUGUGCACUGGUAGGCACUGAAAUGUGGCACUGAUGGGCACUGGCAGGUGGCAUUGAUGAGCACUGACAGCUGGCACUGAUGGACACUGACAGCUGGCACUGUUGGGGCUACACAGAUCAUCAAGGCACACUGAUCAUCAGUGCCACGAUGAUCACUGUCAGCGUGACAGCUCAUGAGGAGAGAAAUGCCGAUAACCAGCAAUUCCCUAUUUACAUGUGAUCAGCUGUGAUUGGA